GCACCGCACCGGAAGCCACAAGGACUGUUCUCCUCGCCAUCAGCGAGGAGGAUGCAGCACAGGCGGCCGUGUUUUCGGCUAUCACUCGCGACGCCGUGCCCUGCGAGCUGGUUCCCUGCAAAACCCCGCAGGCCGCCAUGGACUGGCUCAAGGACAAGGUGCCAGCACCAGCUGUCAGCGAGGCCCCGCAGUCGCCGCAAAGAGCGGCGGUCAGCUCGCCGGGGUUUGCCUCUGAAGCGGAGGUCCGAGCUCUGAAGCAGGAGUUGGCGAGACACCGCAGCAAGCAGCAGUAUGUCCUCGAGCGAUUGAAGAUGCAGAUCAAGAUCGACGCGGCGCUGCAGAGCCAGACUGCCUCACCUGCCGCAGCUGGUGGCGAUGCAAGGGGAGGCUCCCCGAGUCGCGCCUCAUGA
Symbiodinium pilosum is the source of this 410-nucleotide messenger RNA. Lineage: Eukaryota; Dinophyceae; Suessiales; Symbiodiniaceae. The record is from the annotation of a GenBank genome assembly.